This is a messenger RNA of Erinaceus europaeus (western European hedgehog), 3164 nucleotides long. RefSeq names its product MYD88 innate immune signal transduction adaptor (gene MYD88). The record is from RefSeq and is a predicted model, not a curated record. Lineage: Eukaryota; Metazoa; Chordata; Mammalia; Eulipotyphla; Erinaceidae. Gene Ontology annotation, biological process: defense response to Gram-positive bacterium; MyD88-dependent toll-like receptor signaling pathway; Toll signaling pathway. Gene Ontology annotation, molecular function: Toll-like receptor binding; TIR domain binding. The transcript is spliced from 5 exons. Bases 84 to 1028 code for a protein of 314 amino acids. Gene Ontology annotation, cellular component: plasma membrane.
CCGACCAGGCGGGGCGGGGCGGAACCCGAUCGAAUAGUGUGUGUGCUGGGAGGGGAAAGAGGAAGCGGGGGCAGUCUUGUGCCAUGGCAGCCGCAGUCCCGGAGCCGGGGUCCUCGCCCCCCGCGGCCCCCUCGCCCCCCGCGGCCCCCACGACCCCCGAGGCCCCCGCGCCCUCCGCGCCCGCCGCGGCCUCCCUGCCCCUGGCUGCGCUCAACAUGCGCGUGCGGCGCCGUCUGUCGCUGUUCCUGAACGUGCGCACCGCGGUGGCGGCCGACUGGAGCGCGCUGGCGGAGGAGAUGGGCUUCGAGUACCUGGAGAUCCGGCAGCUGGAGGCGCGGCCCGACCCCACGGGCAGCCUGCUGGAGGCCUGGCAGGGCCGCCCCGGAGCCUCGGUGGCGCGCCUGCUGGAGCUGCUCUCCAAGCUGGGCCGUGAGGACGUGCUGGUGGAGCUGGGGCCCAGCAUUGAAAAGGACUGCCAGAAAUACCUCCUGAAGCAGCAGCAGGAGGAGAAUGAGAAGCCCUUACAGGUGCCUGCUGUAGACAGCAGUGUGCCACGGACUGAAGAGCUGGCGGGCAUUACCAUACUCGAUGACCCCCUGGGGCACAUGCCCGAGCGCUUUGACGCCUUCAUCUGCUACUGCCCCAGCGACAUCGAGUUUGUGCAGAUGAUGAUUCAGCAGCUGGAACAGACCAACUACCGGCUAAAACUGUGCGUGUCCGAUCGAGACGUCCUGCCUGGCACCUGUGUCUGGUCCAUUGCCAGCGAGCUCAUUGAGAAGAGGUGCCGCCGAAUGGUGGUGGUUGUCUCUGAUGAUUACCUGCAGAGUAAGGAGUGUGAUUUCCAGACCAAGUUUGCACUCAGCCUCUCUCCAGGUGCCCAUCAGAAGCGCCUGAUCCCCAUCAAGUACAAGCCAAUGAAGAAGGAGUUCCCCAGCAUCCUGCGGUUCAUCACUGUCUGCGACUACACCAACCCCUGCACCAAGUCCUGGUUCUGGUCCCGCCUCGCCAAGGCCCUGUCCUUGCCCUGAAGAUAGCCCCAGGUCCCAGGGUGUGCAUGCAUCCGUCUGCCUGCCCACACCACUUCCUGCAGCCCUCCGGGGCUCUGCUGCCCAUCAGUGCCCAGAGAAGCCAACACCAGAGGCACUUGUGCAAUGCUUGGUUCCUGCGUGGAACUGGAGGCUGUGUGUCCUCUUACUGGGUUGUCAGUCAGGACAGCAAAAAUCAGGGCCAACUGGCAAAGAGAGAGAGCAUCUGAGGACUUUUCCUCCACCUGAGAACUAAGGAAGAGAGCAGGCAGGAGCUGUGUUCAAACCACUGAUCUGGGCCUCCCAGAGAGGUAGAUCUUGGCUGGCUGCGUGGACCACGCACUGUCUGCUGCCGGGACCACAGCACUGCAUGGCAGCUGCUUCCAUAGAGCUGCCUGCCCAGCUCACAUCCCUCUUCCUCCUGCAGCCUCGUCUCAAGCCUGACUCUCCAGUGGAUCCAGUUCCCAUCUACCUCUUUGACUCCUCCCAGACUCUGCCCACCAUCCUUUUGACAAAUCCCCAGGAGGCAGACCUGAGUGUCUGGGGCUGCUUUCUGUUUUCCCUCCAAAGAUGCCUAUGGUCCCCAUGCUUGACUUGUGAUGGAAUCCCGGUCUUUGGGAUUGUUGUCAAGUUUGGGCUUGUGGCCAGGGCAUCUUGGAAGUGUGAGCUGGGCACUGUUCUCCCUGGGAUGUUCACAAGGAACCUUCACACUAUCCAUCUCAGCCUUAAUUACCUUGUAAAGUUGUUAGCUGAGACUAGUUUGUAGGAGUUCGAUGCCCCCAAGCUUGCUGGUACGCGACACAUAACAAACACACAGAGAGGUGUCUACACGGACACGUGAAGCCUUAUACCCUCACACAGAUGCCUUCGUGUGCACGCGGCCUUGGGGCCGCCCCUGGGAAUGGCUGGAUGGGAAGGUCUCACCACUGAGGGAGGGGUUAUAACCAGGUUCCUUUUCUCUUUUUCUUCUCUGCUUUGAAACUAGAUUCUGGACAGAACCUGAUGUGCCAACAUGUGUUGCCCUCUGUAAAGCACAGUGAGGGAGAGAGUUGCUUGGGCUCAUGCAGCAAGUGAACCGCAGACACUGCUGCUUUUCCCUCCUGGCAGGGUUCAUCUCUUACCGCAAAUCCUCCUCCAGGAAGUGCCAAGUUCUCAAGUCUCCAUGUCCCAGGGUCAACUUCAGGGCCCCAGAUCUCAUAGAGAUCAUGUCUUUUCUGUUCCACCUCCAGCUAGCAAAAUGGCUUUCCUGGGGUCUCAGGAAGAACUGGAGACCCUCACCACCACAUAAUGAAUGAAGCAUUUAGCUGUCACGCACUUCUCUGUACCAACUUGGAGAUACUGGGGAGGAUUUCUAGAUAAUUUUGUUUUGUUUUGUUUUUCCAGAGCACUCCUCAGCUCAGGUUGAUGAUGCAGGGGAUUGAACCUGGGACCUUGGAGCUUCAGGCAUGAGAGUCUGUUAUACCAUUUCCCCCACCCUAGACAAUUUCAAGAAAGUGUCUUUUUUUAAUAUUUUUUAUUUUUUUAAUUUCUUUAUUGGGGAAUUAAUGUUUUACAUUCGACAGUAAAUACAAUAGUUUUUACAUGCAUAACAUUUCCCAGUUUUCCAUACAAUAGUACAACCCCCACUAGGUCCUCUGUCAUCCUUCUUGGACCUGUACUUUCCUCCCCACCCCCACCCCGGAGUCUUAUCAAGAAAGUCUCUUUCACGCCUAUCUAUUUUCUAUGCUUUAUGAAAGUUUCUUUCUUUAUUUUUUUUUUUCUUUUUUUGCCUCCAGCGUUACCACUGGAGCUCGGUGCCAGCACUACAAAUCUACUGGCUCCUGUGGCCAUUUUUGCCUUUUUUUUUUUUUUUAUAGGUUAGAACACAGAGAAAUAGAGAGAGCAGAGGAAGAUAGAGAGGGAGACAGAUAGAAACCUGCAGACCUGUUUCAUUUGUGAAGCAACCCCCCUGCAGGUGGGGAGCCUGGGGCUCAAACCAGGUUCCUUGCACGAGUCUUUGCUCUUGGUACUAUGUGUGUUUAACCCAGUGUGCUACCACCCAUCCCCCAAGAGUUUCCAGUUACUGAGAAACACCUUUGUCUCAUAUUUCUCCUUCCAUAUCGUAGAUUUUUAAAUAAAGGGUUUUCUACUUUGCAAUCA